This is a messenger RNA of Psylliodes chrysocephalus, 2598 nucleotides long. The record is from the annotation of a GenBank genome assembly. NCBI's taxonomy places the organism in Eukaryota, Metazoa, Arthropoda, Insecta, Coleoptera, Chrysomelidae.
GAACCACACUAAAUGCAACGUGACAUCUAGAGGUCACAUGAUAUUCAAAGCCAAUCGCUGCAACGUUAAUCUCAUGUAGUCACGUUGCAUUUGUUGUGGCCCCCAAGAAAAGUUCCUGCUGACAUUACGAUCGACUGUAUUAAAAUAAUGCACAUUUUCGAUUUAAAUUUAAAUUUAGUGGAUGCUAAGUUCUUAUUUAGUGUAAAAACUAAUUGUGAAUUACAAUAAUCUGAACAUGCAGUUCACUUCCAAUAGAAGAGCAUUAUGAAAAUAAAAAUGUGUUUCCGCAUUAAGUAGAUGAGUGGGAGUGUGUGCCAACCAUCCAUCGGAAAGGAGAAACACACGGUGCAUUGGUUCCGUAAAGGAUUGCGACUACACGACAACCCUUCUCUGAAAGAAGGUCUAAAAGAAGCCAAGACAUUUCGUUGUGUUUUCGUCCUAGACCCUUGGUUCGCCGGUUCGUCCAGUGUUGGAAUUAACAAGUGGAGAUUUUUAUUGCAAUGUCUGGAAGAUUUGGAUCGUAACUUGAGAAAAUUAAAUUCUCGAUUAUUUGUUAUAAGGGGACAACCUGCAGAUGUGUUACCGAAACUUUUUAAAGAAUGGGGUACCACUGCUCUGACUUUCGAAGAAGAUCCUGAACCUUUUGGAAGAGUGAGAGACCAUAACAUCACUGCAUUAUGUAAUGAACUAGGCAUAACGGUAAUACAACGUGUUUCACACACUCUUUACCAUCUGCAGCACAUAAUUGAUAGAAAUAGUGGAAGGGCGCCACUGACCUACAAUCAGUUUUUGGCUAUCAUUGCAACCAUGGGACCUCCACCAAAACCUGAUAUUCCUGUUAGUUCUUCAAUGUUAAAUGGUGCACAUACACCGUUGACAGACGACCAUGAUGAAAAAUAUGGUGUUCCGACUUUAGAAGAACUAGGAUUUGACACAGAAGGUUUGAGUCCUCCGGUAUGGCAUGGUGGUGAAAGUGAAUCCUUGGCGCGCUUAGAAAGACAUUUAGAACGAAAAGCUUGGGUAGCAUCUUUCGGCCGACCAAAAAUGACUCCUCAAUCUCUGCUACCUUCCCAAACUGGUCUGUCGCCAUAUUUAAGAUUCGGCUGCUUAUCGACGAGACUUUUCUAUUAUCAGUUGACCGAUUUGUACAAAAAAAUCAAGAAAGCAUUUCCUCCGUUGUCUUUACACGGCCAAUUGUUAUGGAGAGAAUUUUUCUACUGCGCUGCUACCAAAAAUCCUAAAUUCGACAAAAUGUUUGGAAAUCCAAUAUGUGUUCAAAUUCCUUGGGAUAAAAAUGCCGAAGCACUGGCUAAGUGGGCAAAUGGCCAAACUGGUUUUCCUUGGAUAGAUGCUAUAAUGACGCAACUAAGGCUAGAAGGAUGGAUACAUCACAUAGCUAGACAUGCUGUUGCUUGUUUUUUAACCCGAGGAGACCUCUGGAUUUCGUGGGAGGAAGGCAUGAAGAGGAAAACAAAGGAAAACAAAGGAAAACAAAGGAAAACAAAGGAAAACAAAGGAAAACAAAGGAAAACAAAGGAAAACAAAGGAAAACAAAGGAAAACAAAGGAAAACAAAGGAAAACAAAGGAAAACAAAGGAAAACAAAGGAAAACAAAGGAAAACAAAGGAAAACAAAGGAAAACAAAGGAAAACAAAGGAAAACAAAGGAAAACAAAGGAAAACAAAGGAAAACAAAGGAAAACAAAGGAAAACAAAGGAAAACAAAGGAAAACAAAGGAAAACAAAGGAAAACAAAGGAAAACAAAGGAAAACAAAGGAAAACAAAGGAAAACAAAGGAAAACAAAGGAAAACAAAGGAAAACAAAGGAAAACAAAGGAAAACAAAGGAAAACAAAUGAAAACAAAGGAAAACAAAGGAAAACAAAGGAAAACAAAGGAAAACAAAGGAAAACAAAGGAAAACAAAGGAAAACAAAGGAAAACAAAGGAAAACAAAGGAAAACAAAGGAAAACAAAGGAAAACAAAGGAAAACAAAGGAAAACAAAGGAAAACAAAGGAAAACAAAGGAAAACAAAGAAAAACAAAGGAAAACAAAGGAAAACAAAGGAAAACAAAGGAAAACAAAGGAAAACAAAGGAAAACAAAGGAAAACAAAGGAAAACAAAGGAAAACAAAGGAAAACAAAGGAAAACAAAGGAAAACAAAGGAAAACAAAGGAAAACAAAGGAAAACAAAGGAAAACAAAGGAAAACAAAGGAAAACAAAGGAAAACAAAGGAAAACAAAGGAAAACAAAGGAAAACAAAGGAAAACAAAGGAAAACAAAGGAAAACAAAGGAAAACAAAGGAAAACAAAGGAAAACAAAGGAAAACAAAGGAAAACAAAGGAAAACAAAGGAAAACAAAGGAAAACAAAGGAAAACAAAGGAAAACAAAGGAAAACAAAUGAAAACAAAGGAAAACAAAGGAAAACAAAGGAAAACAAAGGAAAACAAAGGAAAACAAAGGAAAACAAAGGAAAACAAAGGAAAAUAAAGGAAAACAAAGGAAAACAAAGGAAAACAAAGGGAAACAAAGGGAAACAAAGGAAAACAAAGGAAAACAAAGGAAAACAAACGAAAACCAAUGAAAACCAAUGA